UUCUCCAUAUUUGUCGAUGCAUAAAAAAAUUUCGAUGAGAAAAAAUAAAAAGAAAGAAACGUGUAAAUAAGUAGCAUAAGCGAUUGCCAAGUUUUUUAAAAUUACAACACGUUUUGUGCUGUCAAAAAUAAUUAUACAUGAAUAGUUGUGAAUUUUAAUUUAUAAGUAUACGUAAUGUCUAUUAUCAACAUAAAUAACCUAAAUUGAUUAUUAAGUGAGUGAUGAAACAAUUAUUUCAACUGCUUUAAUACGAUUGAAUGAGUUCACACUAGUGUAUAUAAUAAUUUGGGUAAUUUAUCAAUGUUAUGAAUUAAAUCAUCAUCAAAAAUUAGUUCAAUAAAGAUAUUUUUAUAUAAAAUGAGUCGCUGACAUUAUUGAUUUUGUAAUAUUAGAUACAAAAAAUUACUUCGAGAUGAAGCUCAUAGGAAAAAAUAUUGACAGAGACGGUGGAGGGUCUGUUACACUCAUACCUGAAAAUGCAGAAGAUAUGUGGCAUUCCUAUAAUCUGAUAGCAGAAGGCGAUUGCGUUUCAGGAUCCACAAUCAGAAAGGUUCAGACUGAAAGUUCAACAGGUAGUACGAGUAGUGCGAGAGUAAGAACCACUCUAACGAUUUCUGUCGAAAAUAUUGACUUUGAUACACAAGCAUGUGUUCUAAGGUUAAAAGGUAGAAAUAUUGUUGAAAACCAGUAUGUCAAGAUGGGAGCUUACCAUACUUUGGACAUUGAACAGAAUAGAAAAUUUACUUUGAAAAAAAGUAAAUGGGAUUCAAUAUCUUUAGAAAGAAUAGAUACAGCUUGUGAUCCUACUCAACAUGCUGAUGUAGCAGCAAUAGUAAUGCAAGAAGGUAUCGCUUAUAUCUGUUUGAUUACUGCGAAUAUGACUAUUGUUCGUGCCAAAAUAGAUCAAGUAAUUCCUAGAAAAAGGAAAGGUAUGGUGUCGCAACAUGAGAAAGGAUUAAAUAAAUUUUACGAGAACGUAUUUCAAGCAUUAAUGCGACAUAUCAAUUUUGAUAUUGUAAAAUGUGUCAUUAUUGCCAGUCCCGGUUUUGUAAAGGAUCAAUUUUUUGAGUAUAUGAUACAACAAGCAGUCAAAACAGACAAUAAAUUAUUGAUAGAGAAUAAAAGCAAAUUUAUGUUGGUACACUCAAGCUCAGGCUUCAAGCAUUCGUUGAAAGAAGUGUUAGCUGAUCCAGCUGUUGUUGCAAGAAUAUCUGAUACCAAAGCCGCAGGUGAAGUAAAAAUUCUUGAGCAAUUCUAUUCUAUGCUACAGAAUGAUCCAGCACGAGCAUUUUAUGGCAAAAAGCAUGUUUCAAAAGCUGCUGCUGCACAAGCUGUUGAAACUUUAUUGAUAUCAGAUAAACUGUUCAGAUGUCAAGAUGUCUUACAACGAAAAGAAUACGUCGAGUUAGUUGAAAGUGUUAAAGAUGCUAAUGGAGAUGUGAAAAUAUUUUCAAGCAUGCACGUUUCUGGUGAACAACUCGAUCAGCUCACAGGUGUGGCUGCAAUAUUACGUUUUCCAAUGCCAGAGCUAGAAGAUGAGGACAGUGACAGUAGUAAAUCCGAAACAGAUGAUUGAUGUUAGUUAAUAUUUUUAUUACAGUAUCUGAUAAUCAAAAAUUGUCCUUAAAUGUAUAUGUAUAUUUAUAUUUAUACAAAUCGAAUAUUAUAUCUUGUUAAUAUACAAAUUUUAUUAUUAA
Molecule: messenger RNA, 1697 nt
Organism: Chelonus insularis
Lineage: Eukaryota; Metazoa; Arthropoda; Insecta; Hymenoptera; Braconidae
Gene: pelo
Product: protein pelota
Exons: 6
Coding region: 413-1576 (387 amino acids)
Biological process (GO): nonfunctional rRNA decay; nuclear-transcribed mRNA catabolic process, no-go decay; ribosome disassembly
Cellular component (GO): cytoplasm
Source: RefSeq, a predicted model, not a curated record